Molecule: messenger RNA, 7085 nt
Organism: Ornithorhynchus anatinus (platypus)
Lineage: Eukaryota; Metazoa; Chordata; Mammalia; Monotremata; Ornithorhynchidae
Gene: HOOK3
Product: hook microtubule tethering protein 3
Exons: 23
Coding region: 110-2272 (720 amino acids)
Biological process (GO): cytoplasmic microtubule organization; cytoskeleton-dependent intracellular transport
Cellular component (GO): centrosome; cytoplasm
Molecular function (GO): dynein light intermediate chain binding; microtubule binding
Source: RefSeq, a predicted model, not a curated record
GAGGAAGGAGCGAGCGAGAGGGCCGGCCCCGGGCGGGACGGCAGCCGGACGGGCCGCGGCGGCGGAGGGGCUCCUCGGGCCCGAGCCGCCCGUGACGCCGGAGGGGAACAUGUUCAACGUCGAGUCGCUGGAACGGGUGGAGCUGUGCGAGAGCCUCCUCACUUGGAUUCAGACGUUUAAUGUGGAAGCGCCAUGCCAGACUGUGGAAGAUUUAACGAGUGGGGUUGUGAUGGCCCUGGUACUUCAAAAGAUAGAUCCGGCGUAUUUUGAUGAAAAUUGGCUGAACAGGAUCAAAACUGAAGUUGGAGACAAUUGGAGGCUAAAGAUAAGCAACUUAAAGAAAAUUUUAAAAGGAAUUCUGGAUUAUAAUCAUGAGAUUUUAGGGCAGCAGAUAAAUGACUUCAUCCUUCCCGAUGUUAAUCUGAUUGGGGAAAACUCAGAUGCUGCUGAACUUGGAAGGAUGCUUCAGCUCAUUUUGGGGUGUGCUGUGAACUGUGAACAGAAGCAAGAGUACAUCCAAGCCAUUAUGAUGAUGGAAGAGUCUGUUCAGCAUGUUGUCAUGACAGCCAUUCAAGAGCUGAUGAGUAAAGAGUCACCAGUCUCUGCUGGAAAUGAUGCUUACGUUGACCUUGACCGUCAGUUGAAGAAAACCACAGAAGAGCUAAAUGAAGCUUUAGCAGCCAAAGAAGAAAUUGCUCAGAGAUGUCAUGAAUUAGAUAUGCAGGUUGCAGCAUUACAAGAAGAAAAAAGUAGUUUACUAGCAGAGAAUCAGGUAUUAAUGGAAAGACUAAACCAGUCUGAUUCUAUAGAAGACCCUAACAGCCCUGCGGGUCGGAGGCAUCUGCAGCUACAGACUCAGUUGGAGCAGCUCCAAGAGGAAACAUUCAGAUUAGAAGCAGCAAAAGAUGAUUAUCGAAUACGUUGUGAAGAGUUGGAAAAGGAAAUUGCGGAACUGCGACAACAAAACGAAGAACUGACAACUUUGGCAGAUGAAGCUCAGUCUCUGAAAGACGAGAUAGAUGUACUUAGGCAUUCUUCAGAUAAAGUGGCUAAGCUGGAAGGUCAAGUGGAAUCGUAUAAAAAAAAGCUGGAAGACCUUGGUGAUUUGAGGAGGCAGGUGAAACUCUUAGAAGAGAAGAACACAAUGUACAUGCAGAAUACUGUAAGUCUGGAAGAGGAGCUAAGAAAAGCCAAUGCAGCACGCAGUCAGCUUGAAACAUAUAAGAGACAGGUAGUAGAAUUACAGAAUAGAUUGUCUGAGGAAUCUAAGAAAGCAGAUAAAUUGGAUUUUGAAUAUAAACGGCUAAAAGAAAAGGUUGACAGUCUUCAAAAAGAAAAGGAUAGGUUAAGAACAGAAAGAGAUUCUCUUAAGGAAACUAUUGAAGAACUUCGAUGUGUACAGGCCCAAGAAGGGCAGCUCACUUCUCAAGGACUGAUGCCCCUAGGAAGUCAGGAAUCAUCCGAUAGUCUAGCUGCAGAAAUUGUUACACCUGAAAUCAAGGAGAAACUUAUCCGUCUUCAGCAUGAGAAUAAGAUGUUGAAACUUAACCAGGAGGGUUCUGAUAAUGAAAGGAUUGCCUUAUUACAGAGUCUACUUGAUGAUGCAAAUCUACGAAAGAAUGAAUUGGAGACCGAAAAUAGGCUGGUGAAUCAGAGACUUCUAGAGGUUCAAUCUCAAGUUGAAGAACUGCAGAAAUCCUUACAGGAGCAAGGUUCUAAAACAGAAGAUGCUAUUUCAGUUCUUCUGAAAAAGAAGCUUGAAGAGCAUCUUGAGAAACUCCAUGAAGCCAACAAUGAAUUGCAGAAGAAACGAGCUAUUAUUGAAGAUCUGGAGCCAAGAUAUAACAAUAGCUCAUUAAAAAUUGAAGAAUUACAAGAAUCAUUACGGAAGAAAGAAGAGGAAAUGAAGCAAAUGGAAGAGCGGUAUAAGAAGUAUUUAGAGAAGGCCAAGAGUGUUAUCCGUACUUUAGAUCCUAAACAGAAUCAAGGAGCAGCUCCUGAAGUACAGGCCCUGAAGAAUCAACUCCAGGAACGGGACCGAAUGUUUCAUUCAUUAGAGAAAGAAUAUGAGAAAACAAAAAGUCAAAGAGAGAUGGAGGAGAAAUUUAUUGUCAGUGCCUGGUAUAAUAUGGGAAUGACCCUACAUAAAAAAGCAGCCGAAGAUAGACUCGCUAGUACGGGUUCGGGGCAGUCCUUCCUGGCUCGGCAAAGGCAGGCCACCAGCACCAGGAGAUCCUAUCCCGGCCACGUACAGCCGGCCACGGCCAGGUAGAGAAGACUUGCUGAUAGAAAAAUAACCACCGAGGGUUCGUGGCGUACUUCUGGUGCAUGUAACAACAUUUCAGGAAACCCAGCCAGCUUUGUGUCUCUCUGCCCCAUGUUUAAUACUCAGUUAUUUUGCAUUUCAGGAAAUUUUUUUUCCUAUAACAUAUCUGUAAUAUGUCAGUUCCUUUUGGUCUUAUUUUUGGAGUCUUUUGAUGCCUUUUAACGUGCCAAAAUUUUAAAGAUGCCCGAGGGAGAGCGUUGGCAUCUCUUACCUGAGACCCAAUGAUGUAGGCUUUGUAUCGAAAUUAAAUCUCCUGUUGAUAGUUUAUACAAUUUCUAUUUAUUGUGCCUCUCUGUUGCCAUGCUUUAGAAGAAUUUCUUUGUUUAAAGGGAAUUAGUCUUUUUAUGAUGUAACAAACUGUUUUACUCUGGAAAAAAAGCCCUUUACAGUUAGGUGUGAUUACUGCAUAAAACCACUGCUAAAGGUUUUUUGAAAAGACUUAAAUUCAUUGGCUGAGGACCUUACCUAGAUCUUAUCUGUGGCACCUGAUUGAAUUAUUCUGAGGAAAGUGAGUUUCCUCCUUCAUGAUCUGGUUCCUCUGUUAAUAUUAAGCAUUAAUAAUGAAGCAGAAUGACUUUGGAGACUUAAGAUUGUUCUUUGGUAUUUUUUAAAAACAAAUAUAAUUUCAUGUAUUUCCUUAUCUAUUGUUUGCUGGCAGAAGUAAAUGUUUAUCAUAACAGAUAUCAAAAACAAAAAAACCACCCCAAGAAGCGUGGCUUUUUUUGAUUGUCGCAUCGUACGUUUUAAUGAAGGCAUUUAUUUAACUGUUUACUAAUUUUGGAAUACCGCAGUUGCUGGGGUUCACUCACUAAGUAAGAAGCGGCUGUUGACGCUAAUUUCAAUUAUUCUCUAUGACUAAAGGAUCUUUAUAGAUAUUUUGGUGAGAAUUGUUUUACCUUUUAAGCAAUUUUGGUUGCUCAUGGUGUUAUCAGUAUCCCUAACAUGUUAAUGAGCCCCUUUCCUUGGGUCAGUUGGUAGGUGGGUGGCCUCCUCUGUUAAUAUCCUUAAAAGGUUUUUUUAUCAGUGAAGAGCUUUAUAUGCUUCAUGUAUAUUUUGUGCCAUUCUACUUUUUCAGAGGAAAAAGAUACCUUUCCCAUAAUUCAUUUGAGUCUACCAAUCUAGGAUCUUGUUUUUUUAGGUUUCUCACUAUACUCACAUCCACCCAAAAAGUGCUUACAUUCGUGACAAACAGAUUGUAAUACAUAAUUGCUAACAAGAACUACUGAUUGUAAGUCUCUAUGAUUGUAAGGCACAUUGGCUGAGGUGCUAUAAUUUAAGUACAUGGUCAUAUCAUUAUAAAAGUAUAUGCAUAAAAUCAGCUCUUCCAUGUAAAAUUGUUUGAAAUUAAUUUAAAUUCAGCUGCAUUAUUGUAAACAGUUGCAUUCUUCAGGAUGACUCAUUUUGAUGAAUAUAUGUAUGGCAAAAUGUCUAUACAGGGAGUGAUUUUAAGAGGUCCACCCAGUAUAAAAAUCCAAUUUUCGGACGUUCAUGUUAAUAGAUUGGAUAUUUUGGGCACGCCACAUAUCAGCCCAAAAUACAAAUGUGUCUGAGAUUACAUCCAAAUACCAUAAAAUCCAGCUGAUCUAGAGACAAACCCCACAAACCCAAGUUAUUUGAAAAUGCUUGUUUAAUUUUAUCAUUUAAUUGAUUAAUCCCAAUUUGGAUUUUUUUUAAAAGAAUUCAAAUAAUUUAUUUAUAUCAUAAUGUUCUCUUUAAUGUAUAAUACGCCUUAUAAAAUUUGUGAGCAUUGAAAGCGAUUGUCUGUCCUGUGAUCCUAUACAUAAAAAUGAAGUGGUUUUCAGUGUAUAUAGAAUACUGAAUCAUUGAAUUUGAGCUCUGACUUCUCCAACCUGUACCCAAACCUUAGAAAUAUUGACUAGUAGUAUCUUUUUUUUCUCUUAGUAGUCUGGUUUAGAAAAUUUCCUCCCAACUGAAUCUAGACAUGAUUGUUUUUUGUGUAUAUUUGUCCUUCUUCCUGACCCUGACCCAGAUUCUUUUUGGCUUUUCUGCUAAGAACCUGGGAGUGGCGUGAAACAGAGUUGAUUGGUAGUAAUUUGAUCUGGGUCUGCCACGCAUAGCAUUCUAGAUUGCUUAGAAGAUCAAUGCUCUAUCUUUAUUAAAUGCCUGGUAUUCCUAUGUGAAAAAUGGUUUUCUUGGAAUAGAGGCUUACCACUCUUUCCAGAAAUAAUCCAUUGAAUUUACCUGACUCCAAAAGUGAUUAUAAAUAAGCAUUUUAGAGUGAGGAUGUGAAUGUAUCUAGCACAGAUUUGAUUCCAGGUUAAAAUAGUCAAUAAUUAAAAUUUUUGUAAAGAUAUGACCUGGACAACAUAUUUAAAGUGCUUUUAGGUAAAGGGUAAUGUGGGCUGCUUUGUGAAAGGAAUGUGAAUAUUGAGUAGUUUGAGUUUAAUCUUGGUUUUCAAGUAAUUGUCCCCUUCCCUUCCCUUCCCUUCUAAAACUUUUAAAUUGAGUUGGAAAGACUCCAAACCUGUUGGGAGGAAUUUUAUUACUGAUUUUCCUUGGAAACUUUGGUAUGCUUUGCUUUUGUAUUUACAGAUAUAACUUUGACAUGUCAUGAAUGUACUUAGUUCACUACAUCACAUCAUAUCUAUAAAAUCCACUGCAGUAUUUGAAAGAAAUUCUGCUUUAUAAAAUUUGGUGUAAAUAAACCCCCCCAAAACACAGGAUUUAAGAACAUGAAAAAGAGCCAGGAUUCUAAAUCUUCUUUCUGUCAGGCUUGCUCCCCCCAGCUCCUUCCCUGGAGAAGACCAUUAGACUUUCUCUGUCAAUUUCCUAUCCUAUGAAAUGUAAUUAAUAAUCUCUUAUUAGUAGUUUGUAAAUAGGCUCACACAGUAUGUAUAAAUGCUUCACUAAGUAUAAUUAUCUUUGUUUUUUAGAAAUUCCAUUAGUUCAUGAUGUCUACCUGAAGUCAUUGAUUUUUUUUUUUAAGGAGCAAUUCUGGUAGAAAAAAGACAGUAUUAUAUUUGGGGAGGGGUGGACUGUUUAGGGCAGGUGACUGAAUUAUUCAGAGAUCCUAUUUUCAUCCGUGGAACUAGAAAAUAAAAAGGAACAUAAAAAUGGAAAUCAAAAUCAUUCAUACGAAAUUAGGUUUCUCUAUGAAAUAUUUUUCCAACUCUUUUUUCCAGAAUGUUUUCAUGAAAAUCAGGAGCUCUUAAAGGAAAGCAUGCAAGAAAAUCAGUUAAUGUCAUCUUAUGUGUGAAUAAUAUCCAAGCUAUGCAUAUUUGUUUAACCAUUUUGAGAAAUCCGGUUUCACCUUUAUCCUUGUGAAGUCGAUCACUUUUAAGCAUGAUGUAGCUCUUUUUGGAGAAAUGGGCUCAACAUAGGCUAAUGCUCAUUACCAUCUUUACUGUUAGCUACACGCACAACCUAUUAAGAUUGAUUAAAUGAAAUGAUAAUAAGGAUAUUGUUGUCCUUUAAAAAGGGGGAAAAUCUUUCAAGAAUUAGGAACAUUUCAUUUGUGAAAUUCUUGUCCUUUAAAUUCGUGGGGGUUCAUUUUCUGGCUUGUUUCUCCUGCGAUCCUGAAAUCCCAUCCUCGUCAUAGAAUACUUAAUGAGUGUCUGCUUGAUGUAUGGCACUUUUAUAGGGUGCUACUAGUCUUUCUCAUGGAAAGAGUUAUAAAAGGAAAUUGGAGUGGGAGCUUUGUUACCAGGAAUUCUCAUAUCUCAAGUUGUGAGUACUUCAUUGCAUGGAAAUGGCCUCUCUUAGAGUAUAUUUUUAUUUCCUGGCAGAUCUGCUUCUGCGCCAUCGUAGCUCCUACUUCUCUCUUGGAGGGUGCUACGUAGAAUGAACAAGAAUAAGACGUUAUUAACUUGAAACUGUCCAGAAAUCCUGAAGAAAUACAAAUGCAUCACUUGUUCCUUUCCCAGGUGGUUAUUCACCUAUCAUGUGGAUGUUGACAUGAUGGAAAUAUGUAAUCCCAGAAUGAGACACAUUCUGGAACACAAGCCCUUACCUUAAAAAUAUGCUUAAAGCUAUUCGAAUCACAUAAAACCGCUCACAGACUACCUCCAGGUGUGUCAUAAACUUGCUCACCCUCACGUGAAAUCUGAAUCCUCUCACCCUUAUCUGAAGUCUCUGAAAUGGAUUCAGGUUUUGGUCAGAAACCACCACCCAGGCAGGCUGAAAUUUAGCAAAAUAUCAGCGGAAUAGUUUUGUCUUGGAAACCUUAAAGAAGGGGGUGAUCUUUUUUUUUCAGGGAUUAAAAAAGAAUGACUAUUCAAAUCAGACAGACUUAUCUUUAGAUGCUUUUUCACUAAACUAUGGGGAGAAGUUUGGGGAUUUGGAUAGCUGUAUUGUAAGGGUGUUUUCAUUAGAAACUGCCAUUUUACUGAUGUAGCAUUGUUCUCUCAACAAUAAGCCCAUCUUGACAUUAUAAAGAAGGAUUUAGGGAGUUCCUGAGUAAUUUGGAGGAAUAACCCUUAAUGUAAGCUAUAUUAUUUUUCCACUUUGUGAAGGUGAAAAAUUAGUGGACAAAGGUAGGACAGUGAACUUUCCUUGUUUUCCCACACAGUAAACGUAUCUGUUUCCUAUUGAGCAUUAAGAAAUUGUCAAGAUGGCAGCUUAUUUGGUUGUUAACCCUAUUUUCUUAUAUAAAACACUUUUUUAGAGAUUUACUCUUCUUUGUAAUUAUAGUGAUUAUAUUCUAUUUUAUAUUAUAGGACUGUUUGACUGUCUAGGGAAGAAAUUCUGAAUGUGUCUGUCUUCUAAUUUUUGACUUUCUAUAAAGCAUAUUUAAAUAAUC